GGCGGCAUUGCAUGAUGCUGAGAUUUGUGUCUUUCGCUGCUGCUGUGACAGUGGCCGCUGUGCUCGGCGCUGAUACUGCUGCUGCUGCGGCUGCUGUUUCGGCGCAGGCCGGUUCCUCGCUCUCGUCCUCGUCGUCUGCGUCAUCGUCCUGCUGGAGAAACACGACUUGCUCUGGCCCUACCGGCGCCGCCUUCCCUGGGCCUUGGGACUCCAACAUCUACGCCCCAUCCUCGCGCCUUGUCUCGCCCAAAGCGAUCAUCGACCUCGCGACCGGCGAGCAGAUUGGAAACUACACCGCCUCAUCGCCCAUCGAACUGCGGGGCAAUGGCUCGGCGCUGGUCCUCGACUUCGGCAUCGAGGUCGGCGGCAUCGUGCACCUGCAAUACUCAUCCACGGACGCCGGUGCCCUCGGCCUCGCAUUCUCGGAAGCGAAAGACUGGAUCGGCGAGUGGUCAGACGGGUCGAACGGAGCGUUCAAGGGCCCAGACCGGGCCGUGUACGCGCGCUUCACGGGCAAGACACAGGACGCAGCGUACGCGGUGCCGGACGCACAGCUGCGCGGCGGGUUCCGCUACCUGACGCUGUUCCUUGUGACGAAUACCACGGACACGAGCAUCAGCAUCAGCGACAUAAACACGGAGAUCGGGUUCCAGCCGACGUGGCCCGAUUUGCGCGCGUAUCAGGGGUACUUCCACAGCAGCGACGAGCUGCUCAACCGCAUCUGGUACGCGGGCGCAUACACGCUGCAGACGAACGCGGUGCCGCCUGACACCGGCCGCGCGGUGCCGUUCCUGAGCGAGGGCUGGGCCAACAACGGCACGCUCGGCCCCGGGGACACGAUACUCGUCGAUGGCGCGAAGCGCGACCGCGCGGUGUGGCCGGGGGAUAUGGGCGUGGCGCUGCCGGGCGUGGCGGUUAGUACGGGGGAUUUGGACAGCGCGAGGAACGCCCUCCAGGUCAUGUUUGACUACCAGAAUGCGUCGACGGGCGCGUUUCCUGAGGCCGGCCCGCCGCUGCUCCAGAAGGGCAGUGAUACUUAUCAUAUGUGGACGAUGAUUGGCACGUAUAACUACGUGUUGUACUCGGAUGAUGUGGCGUUUUUGAGCAGGAAUUGGGAGGGCUAUUUGAAGGCGAUGGAGUUUGUGUAUGCGAAGGUGGGGGAGAGCGGCUUGUUGAAUGUGACGGGGACGAGGGACUGGGCGCGCUUGGUGCAGGGCGGGAAUAACAGCGAGGCGAACAUGAUCCUCUACCACACCCUCACAACCGGCGCCACGCUCGCAGACUGGCUCAGCGAGAGCGACUCCAACACGACCACGAACCUCACCUCCCUCAGCGCCCUCUUCACCCACCGCGCCACCACUCUCCACACCGCCAUAAACAAGCACCUCUUCUCGCCCGCCCACGCCCUCUACGCCGACAACGCCACGCACCCCAACCUCUACCCACAAGACGCCAACGCCCUAGCCCUGCUCUACAACCUCCCGCCACGCAACAGCAGCACCGCCCUCUCCCAAGCCCUCACAGCAAACUGGACGCCGCUCGGCCCCGCAGCCCCAGAACUCCCCCACACAAUCUCGCCCUUCAUCUCCUCUCUCGAGCUGCUCGCCCACUUCUCGGCUCACUACCCUGCGCGCGCGUUGCGUCUUCUCCGCACGACCUGGGGCUGGUACCUCGACCACCCGAACGGCACGCAGAGCACGCUCGCCGAGGGCUGGCGCGACGACGGCUCCUGGGCCUAUCGGAAAGAUAGGGGCUACGCGAAUGACGCGAGCUACGUCUCGCACGCGCACGGCUGGAGCGCCGGGCCCACAGCUGCGCUGUCGCAGUUUGUCGUCGGGCUGCGGGUUACGGAGCGCGGGGGGCGAGCGUGGGUGGUAGAGCCGUUGGGCUGGGGAGAGCUGGAGUCGGCGGAGGGCGGGUUCGUGACGCCGCGCGGGAGGUUUUGGGCGAGGUGGGAGGAGGAGGAUGGAGGCGCGAGGGUGCUAGAGUGGAGCGUCCCGAGCGGGUCGCAGGGCGUCGCUGUUGUGCCUGCUAGGGUGGUGGGGAGAGGGUUGGAGGAUUUGAGCGUGUUGCUUGAGGGGAGGGAUGCGAUGGGGUUGGCUGUGCAUGAGGGAGGGGUCAGUGUCGAGGUGGGGUGGGAUGGGCUGGUUAGGGUAAGGGUGGAGAGGGCGGCGGAGGGGGUGUAUAGGGUUGUUGUUGGUCGGGGUGGUGGAGAGUAGGAGGGGAGUGAGUGAGCGAGUGGGUGAGGAUUGCGUUGGUGGCGGAUAUAUCAAUAAUCCUAACCGUCGUUGACACAUCCCCUUCAUCCAUCGCACGCAACAUCUUUUGGCGCUGCAAACAAGGAAUAUCGGAAACAUAUUGGACGAACUAAAAUACACUGCGGGUCCCGCCAGCAAUAAUCCCAAACCUC
This is a messenger RNA of Aplosporella prunicola CBS 121167, 2410 nucleotides long. Its product is annotated as glycoside hydrolase family 78 protein. The coding region runs from base 12 to 2219 and encodes 735 amino acids. The record is from RefSeq and is a predicted model, not a curated record. The transcript is spliced from 2 exons. Lineage: Eukaryota; Fungi; Ascomycota; Dothideomycetes; Botryosphaeriales; Aplosporellaceae. Gene Ontology annotation, biological process: carbohydrate metabolic process.